Gopherus flavomarginatus (Mexican gopher tortoise) is the source of this 4611-nucleotide messenger RNA. Its product is annotated as zinc finger protein OZF-like. Gene Ontology annotation, molecular function: RNA polymerase II cis-regulatory region sequence-specific DNA binding; DNA-binding transcription activator activity, RNA polymerase II-specific. Gene Ontology annotation, cellular component: nucleus. The transcript has 3 exons. Bases 661 to 2487 code for a protein of 608 amino acids. NCBI's taxonomy places the organism in Eukaryota, Metazoa, Chordata, Testudines, Testudinidae. Gene Ontology annotation, biological process: regulation of transcription by RNA polymerase II; central nervous system development. The record is from RefSeq and is a predicted model, not a curated record.
GGGUCAUUAAGGACUGGCUGGGCCAACCUACAUCAAUGGAAUACCUGACAGAGACAAGGGAAUAAUUGUCACCUGUCCAUGGGAGGAUCUCAGCUUGGCCAAGUGAAGCGUUUAUGGACUUGUUAUGUUUUUGGGAGCAGGAAGAACUGGGUUUGCAGACGCAGGGAGCUCUACUGAAGUGAAGACAAAUGGACAGGCACAGUGAAAGGAAACCAAACUUUUCUACAGCAGCAUGGCUCAAGGGCAUUGGCCAGUAUGGACUAUAUUGUCAUCUUUGCAUCUCUGUGCUAAUCUAAGGACUUUCCAAUGCUAUGUUUCAGUUGACUAAUAAACCCUGCUGUGUUUUAAAAGUCUGCCCAGUGUCACAGCAAAAACUUGCUGAGGUGCAUCGAAGCAUGAGUGAGGAACAGUCUCUGCACAGGAGUGUCGUUCAGCUGGACCUGCUGGGCAGAGCUCACAGAUUGAAAUAGGAGUGUUGAAGCCAGAGGCUCAGUCGUAGAGUUUCCAGUUUCCAAACUGAAUGUGACCUCGUGGCUGGAAGGAGGGGAAGAGCCGUGGGUCCAAUACCUCCAGGGCUCUGAGAAAGAAGUGCUCCCGAGAGCUGCCUGCACAGGGGGUGACCUAUGUCUGGAUUCUCUCUAUCUCCCAUCAGGUGAUGGGAUGGUGAGUGAGAAUGAGGAGGAGAAACCCCAGCAGGAAGAUGCUGAACAAGUAGAACCACAUGGAACAUUAGCAGGAAGAUCCAAAGGGAAUGUUUCCGGGAGUUGUGCACUCCCAGAAAAAGCGAAAGACUGUGAGACUCAGCACAGGCCAGAGGAAAACUUCAGUAGCCACUCAGACCUUAUUAGAGGCAAGAGAAUCAACCUGGACGAGACACGCUACAGAUGCCAUAAGUGUGGGAAAAGCUUCAAUCGGAGCUCAACUCUUCUCACACAUUGGAGAACCCACACUGGAGAGAAACCCUACACGUGCUCUGAGUGCGGGAAAAGCUUCAAUCGGAGCUCUGCCCUGAUCACACAUCGGAGAAUCCACACAGGUGAGAAACCUUAUGGAUGCUCUGAGUGUGGGAAACACUUCAGUCAGAGGCCACACCUUACCGCACAUCAGACAAUCCACACGGGCGAGAAACCUUAUGAAUGCUCUGAGUGUGGGAAACGCUUCAUUGAUAGUUCAACUCUCAUCUCACAUCAGCGAAUCCACACAGGAGAGAUGCCCUACACAUGCUCUGAGUGCGGGAAAAGCUUUAAUCAGCACUCACACCUUAUCACACAUCAUAGAAUCCACACAGGAGAGACACCCUACACGUGCGCCGAAUGCGGGAAAAGCUUCAAUCAGAGCUCAAACCUUAUCAAACAUAGGAGAAUCCACACAGGUGAGAAACCUCAUAGAUGCUCUGAGUGUGGGAAACGCUUCAUUCAUCAUUCAGCCCUCAUCUCACAUCAGAGAAUCCACACUGGUGAGAAACCUCAUGGAUGCUCUGAGUGUGGGAAACGCUUCAGUGAUAGUUCAGCCCUCAUUUCACAUCAGCGAAUCCACACAGGAGAGACGCCCUACACAUGCUUGGAGUGUGGGAAAAGUUUUAGUCGGCACUCAGCCCUUAUCACACAUUGUAGAAUCCACACAGGAGAGAUGCCCUACACGUGCUCUGAGUGCGGGAAGAGCUUCAAUCGGAGCUCAAACCUUAUCACACAUAGGAGAAUCCACACAGGUGAGAAACCUUAUGGAUGCUCUGAGUGUGGGAAACGCUUCAUUCAUCGUUCAGCCCUCAUCUCACAUCAGAGAAUCCACACAGGAGAGACGCCCUACACAUGCUCUGAGUGUGGGAAAAGCUUCAAUCAGAGCUCUGCCCUGAUCACACAUCAGAGAAUCCACACAGGAGAGAUGCCCUACACAUGCUCUGAGUGUGGGAAAAGCUUCAAUAAGAGCUCAAACCUUAUCACACACAGGAGAAUCCACACAGGUGAAAAACCAUAUGGAUGCUCUGAGUGUGGGAAACGCUUCAUUGAUAAUUCAACCCUCACCUCACAUCAGCGGAUCCACACGGGAGAGAAGCCCUACACGUGCUCUGAGUGUGGGAAAAGCUUCAAUCAGAGCUCAAACCUUAUCAAACAUCAUAGAAUCCACACAGGAGAGAUGCCCUUCACAUGCUCUGAGUGUGGGAAAAGCUUUAGUCAGCACUCACAACUUAUCUCACAUUGUAGAAUCCACACAGGAGAGAAACCCUACACAUGCUCUGAGUGCGGAAAACACUUCCGUUAUAGCUCAGCCCUUACCACACAUCAGAGAAUCCACACAGGUGAGAAGCCCUACAUAUGCUCGGAGUGCGGGGAAAGCUUCAAUCAGAACUCUACCCUGAUUGCACAUCAGAGAAUCCACACAAGAGAGAGACCGUACACAUGCUCUGAGUGUGGGAAAAGCUUCAAUCAGAGCUCAAACCUUAUUAAACAUCAAAAAAUCCACAUGGGAGAUGCCCUAAGGAUUAGCUGAGUGUAGGGGUAUGUCUACACUGCGGGAUUAUUCCGAUUUUACAGAAACCUGUUUUUGGAAACAGAUUGUAUAAAGUCGAGUGCACGUGGCCACACUAAGCACAUUAAUUCGGCAGUGUGCGUCCAUGUACCAAGGCUAGCAUUGAUUUCUGGAGUGUUGCAAUGUGGGUAGCUAUCCCAUAGUUUCCGUAGUCUCCCCUGCCCAUUGGAAUUCUGGAUUGAGAUACCAGUGAAUGAUGGGGCAAAAACAGUGUCACGGGUGAUUCUGGGUAAAUGUCAUCAGACAAUCCUCCCUCCAUGAAAGCAACGGCAGACAAUUAUUUCACACCCUUUUCCCUGGAUUGCCCGGGCAGACGCCAUAACAGCAACCAUGGAGCCCGUUCAGCCUUUUUUCACUGUCACCAUAUGUCUACUGGAUGUUGCUAAUGAAUGUGGUACUGCAGCGCUACACAGCAUCAUCCCCUUGCCUUUUGCAAAUCAGCAAGGAGGAUUACCAGCUCUACUGUAUCAUCUGCUGCCUUGCAAGUUGACAAUGACGGUAACCAGUCAUACUGUACCGUCUGCUGUUGUCAUGGGUGUUCCUGGCCAGCCUCGGUGAGGUCAGCCGGAGGCACAAGGACAAAAAUGGGAAUGACUCCCCAGGUCAUUCUCUUCUUCAAGUUUUGUCUAAAGGGAGAGUCUGUCCUGCCUAGAAUAUCAGGCAAGCCUACUAAAGAACCAGAGAGGCAAACAGCUGCUCCAGGUCGGAGCCCCAGACAUCCCGCAGAAAUGAUAAGUUGCAUGCCAUUCUAGGGGGUGCCCCUGCAACAAUGCCACCCAUUGUUUCCCUCCUCCCCCACCCCUCCUGGGCUACCGUGGCAGUUAUCCCCCCAUUUGUGUGAUGAAGUAAUAAAGAGUGCAUGAAUUUGAAACAACACUGACUUUAUUGCCUCUGCAAGCAGAGAUCAAAGGGGGGAGGGGAGGGCAGCCUCCAGCUGCUAUGAUAUUCCAGGCAGGAGUGAAUCUCCAGGAGACAAAACUUAAAGAAGAGAAUGAUCUAGGGAGUCAUUCUCAUUUUUGCCCAGGCGCCCCCGGCCGACCUCACCGAGGCUGACCAGGAGCAGUCAUGGGACGACGAUGAUAGAUAUCAGUCAUACUGCAUUGUCUGCAAGGGAAGGGAAGGGGAUGCUGCAGUGUAGCGCUGCAGCAUUGCGUCUGCCAGCAGCAUCCAGUAGAGAUACAGUGACAUUGAAAAAAGGCGGGAAACAAUUUUUUUCCCUUUGGUUUCACAGAGGGAGGGUCCAGGGCCUGAUGACAUAUACCCUGAGCCACCCGCAACAAUGUUUUUGACCCUUCGGGCUUUGGGAGCUCAGCCAAGAAUUCAAAUGGUUUUCAGAGAGUGCAGGAACUGUGGGAUAGCUACAGUUGUCAGUUGCCCCUCCCUCCGUGAGUGUCCAUUUCAUUCUUUGGCUUUCUGGUACACUUGUCUCAGCUCCUUAAGUUUCACACAGCACUGUGUCCAGUCCCUGUUGUGGCCUCUGUCCAUCAUAGUCUUGGAGAUUUUUUCAAAUGUUUUGGCAUUUCAUCUAUUGGAAUGGAGUUCUGGUAGAAUAGAUUCAUCUCCCCAUACAGGGAUCAGAUUCAGUAUCUCCUGUAUGGUCCAUGCUGGAGCUCUUUUUUGAUUCUGGGACUGAAUGGUCACCUGUGCCGAUCAGCGCUCCACGCUGGGCAAACAGGAAAUUAAAUUCAAAAGUUCCUGGGGCUUUUCCUGUCUAUCUGCCCAGUGCAUCCGAGUUCAGAUUGCUGUCCAGAGUGGUCACAACGGUGCACUGUGGGAUAGCUCCCGGAGGCCAAUACCGUCGAAUUGCAGCCACACUAACCCUAAUUCGAAAUGGCAAUACCAAUUUCAGAGCUACUCCCCUCAUGGGGGAGGAGUGCAGAUAUCAAUAUUAAGAGCCCUUUAUACCAAAAUAAAGGGUUUCAUUGUGUGGACGGGUGCAGCGUUAAUUUGGUUUAACGCUGCUAUAUUCGAAAUAAACUCGUAGUGUAAACCAGGCCUAGGAAAACCUUCAAUCAGAGCUCAAGCCUUAUUAGACAUCAGAAAAUCCACAUGGGAGAGACACCCUACACAUGCCCUGAGUGUGGA